AUGCCAUCGGAUCGCCAAAAAGUUGCCUUAAUUACCGGCGCAUCUUCAGGAAUAGGUUUUGCGACCUCAAUUGAACUUGCAAAGAGGGGAUAUAUUGUUUUUGCUGGAGCAAGAAGAUUGGAGCCAAUGGCAAAAUUAAGAGAUGAUUAUGGUGUUAAAAUUUUCAAGUUGGAUGUUAGUGAUCUACAGAGCGUAAAAGACGCAAGAAGCUACAUUCAGAAAGAAACGGGCGGUAGUUACUUGGAUAUAUUGUACAACAACGCUGGACAAUCGUGCACCAUGCCCACUACUGAUGUCACUGAUGAACAAAUCAAACAAUGUUUUGAAGUCAAUUUGUUUGGAGCCAUGCGUAUGGUCAGAGAGUUUGUGCCUCUUUUAAUUAAUGCAAAGGGAGUCAUUGGAUUCACAGGAUCCGUCAGUGGUGUCAAUCCAUUCCCCUUUUCAUGCACAUACUCAGCAUCAAAAGCUGCCAUUCAACUGUACGCUUCGGUUUUGAGAGUAGAGAUGAAACCGUUUGGGGUGAAGGUUAUCAACUUUAUAACUGGGGGCGUUAAAACUGAUAUUGAGGAUAAGAGGGGUUUACCAGAGACAUCAAUUUUCAAUGUGCCAGGAAUGGAGCAAGCGUUUGACGAAAGAAGGCAAAUGGCAGUGAGAAACGAUCCACUCCCAGCUGAGGUGUACGCUAAACAAGUUGCAAACGACUUUGAAAAAGCAAAAUUGGGAGGCUCGUUGCAUUUGUACCGUGGCAAAAUGGCAUUCUUUUUGGGUUUCAUCACUCCUCUUCUUCCAAGAUUCAUCCUUGAAUGGGCUUUUAUUCGUAAAUUCAAGUUUGCCAGCGUGUUUGAGUAUUUGAGAAAAAAGUAUGCUGCGGGUGUUUCUGCUUGA
Messenger RNA from Lodderomyces parapsilosis, 885 nucleotides. It is a transcript of the gene AYR1, whose product is annotated as acylglycerone-phosphate reductase. The transcript has a single exon. Gene Ontology annotation, cellular component: endoplasmic reticulum; lipid droplet. Gene Ontology annotation, biological process: triglyceride catabolic process; phosphatidic acid biosynthetic process. The coding region runs from base 1 to 885 and encodes 294 amino acids. Gene Ontology annotation, molecular function: triacylglycerol lipase activity; acylglycerone-phosphate reductase (NADP+) activity. NCBI's taxonomy places the organism in Eukaryota, Fungi, Ascomycota, Pichiomycetes, Serinales, Debaryomycetaceae. The record is from RefSeq and is a predicted model, not a curated record.